Triticum turgidum subsp. durum (durum wheat) is the source of this 2088-nucleotide messenger RNA. The record is from the annotation of a GenBank genome assembly. Lineage: Eukaryota; Viridiplantae; Streptophyta; Magnoliopsida; Poales; Poaceae.
AUGGAGUCCUCCCUCCUCCUCUCCUCCGCCCGCCCCCUCAAGCCCUCCCUCGUCGCGCCCUCCUCCUCCUCCUUCGCCCGUCGACGCUGCGCCUCCUUCGGCCCGAAGCUUCUGUUUCGACGCCUCCCCUCCCUGCCGCCGCGCGCCCGCCGGUGGAGCGUGGCGCCGCGCGCUGCGUCCGAGGCGUUCGACGGAAUUCAGAGCCAGGACAAGCCUCCCGGGGUCGGAGGCGGGGGCGCGCGCCGGAGAGCCUACCGCGAGGAGCAAGGGGAGCCCGUCGCCCGCCCCUUGGGUGCUGGAGCGGGGGGCAUCACUCGCUACAUCGUCCCGGCAGGGGCGUUGCUCGCGCUGAGCUUUGGGGAGCUGCUGGAGAUGCUCUUUGAGACUAGAGAAUCCCACGCCUCCACACGGUGUAGCAGCCAAUUUCCAAACAUAUUCAAGAUACUAGCUGGCGGAAAUAGGUUGAAGGCCAGAAAAAUAAUCUGCCAUAGGACAGUCAUUUGGAAGGUGGUUGAGAAUUUCCUCCCCCUAAAGAGAAAGGAUCAGAAUUCUGGAGAACCUAUGUCUUCUGGGGUCACGUGGUCCUUUGCUGCCGGCUCCAAUUUGUCAACAUCUACAAGCAUUAAAGCCCAAAAGGAGUCGAAGAAAAAUCUAAACAAGUUUUAUAAGGAACUUCGGACACUGAAAACCGUUAACAUGGCAGGCCGUCAAUUCGGGGAUGAGGGACUAUUCUUCCUAGCAGAAAGCUUAGCCUAUAACAAGAGUGCUGAAGAGGUGGACUUUUCGGGUAAUGCGAUAACAGCUGCGGGAAUAGAAGCUUUCGAUGGCAUUCUCCAGAUAAACACAGCUUUGAAGACUCUCAAUUUAUCUGGAAAUAUCAUUGGAGAUGAAGGAGCCAAGGGGGCAAAAGCAAUUUCAGAUCUGCUGAAAAAGAACAAAACAAUACGUAUUGUACAGCUUAGCAACAAUACAAUAGAAUACAGUGGUUUUGCAAGUAUUGCAGAUGCACUUCUUGAGAAUAAUACGCUACGGAGUUUGUAUCUCAAGUUAGUCGCUCACAAACCUAGUGCCUUUACCCGUGAUGCUACAACGAAUAUGCAUAUCAAGCUGUGGACAGUUGACAUUGUGUUUGAAUCGAUCUUACUAACUAAUUGUACACUCUAUUCGAUGUAUUCUAGUGGCAACUAUGGUGGUCCUCUCGGUGCAUCCAGCCUAGCAAAAGGAGUUGUAGGGAACAAAUCUCUCAGGGAACUUCAUUUACAUGGUAACGGAUUUGGGAACGAGGGAUUACGGGUGUUGAUGUCUGCAUUAUCUGCUCACAAAGGGAAGAUAACAGUCUUGGAUAUUGGUAACAACAACAUUACAUCAGAAGGUUCUCUCUAUGUAGCUGAGUUCAUCAAAGUGACAAAGUCUCUACGGUGGCUCAGCCUGUACAUGGAUGAUGUUGGUGACGAGGGAGCUGAAAAGGUGGCAGAUGCUCUGAAACAGAACAAAACAAUUUCUACAAUGGACUUUGGUGGUAAUAACAUUCACUCUCGAGGGGUAACUGCAAUAGCUGAAACUUUGAAGGAGAAUGAAGUGCUAACAACACUGGAGUUGAGUUAUAACCCAAUUGGACCAGAGGGGGUAAAGGCUUUGUGCGAUGUUCUCAAGUUCAACGGCAAACUCCAAACCCUUAAGCUUGGUUGGUGCCAGAUAGGUGUGUCAGGUGCAGAGUUCAUUGCUGAUUGUUUGAAGUAUAACACAACAUUGUCGACAUUGGAUUUGCGGGCAAAUGGACUUGGAGAUGAUGGUGCUAUCUGCUUGGCGCGAAGUUUGAAGAUAAUCAAUGAAUCCUUGAAAUCACUUGACCUUGGAUUUAAUGAGAUUAGAGAUGAUGGAGCAUUUGCAUUGGCACAAGCACUCAAGGCCAAUGAGGAUCUUGCAGUCACAUCAUUAAUGCUCGCAAACAACUUCUUUGGGAAAUUUGGACAGGUUAGUUUCCUUACCAGUUUCUCUGUUUAUGGUGGCACAUUUAAAGUUAGCUACUAUCCGAUGGUUCAGCUUGUCGGUGGAUGGCCUGCUUUCUGCAUAGUUGACUGUAAUUGA